Molecule: messenger RNA, 2130 nt
Organism: Huiozyma naganishii CBS 8797
Lineage: Eukaryota; Fungi; Ascomycota; Saccharomycetes; Saccharomycetales; Saccharomycetaceae
Gene: MAD1
Product: coiled-coil domain-containing protein MAD1
Exons: 1
Coding region: 1-2130 (709 amino acids)
Biological process (GO): attachment of mitotic spindle microtubules to kinetochore; mitotic spindle assembly checkpoint signaling
Cellular component (GO): mitotic spindle; kinetochore; nuclear envelope
Source: RefSeq, a predicted model, not a curated record
AUGAGCGGUGAUGAUGAAUCUAGCUUCAACGAUGGCGGUAGUGGAGGUUCAUCGCCAUUUUUAGAUACGCCGUUGGAGGGACCGGAGGCUAAGCUAAACGAAGAAUCGCUAAACAAAGAGAGUAGCGUGGUGGGUACUGAUUAUCAUAGUCUACAGUUGGCAAGGAGAGACGAAAAAAUCGGUCAGUUAGAGAGUAGGUUAAGUGAUCUCACCAAAGAGUUCGAACUGGCUCAGUUACAGUUACAAGACGACAACGUCGCACUGCAGAACAGCUAUCAGCUUAACGUAGAGGAGCUUGAAAAAGUCACCGCAGAUCUCAAGUUUACCCAGGAGAUCAACGACAAACUAAACAUACAGUACAACGAACUGAGAUCGAAACUGGGAUCGGAACUACAAGGCGAAAACAAAGAUUCGCAUUUCGAGGAAUUGGAUCUACAGCUAAAGCUGAAGGAUCAAGAAAUCGAACGAUUGAAUUUUGAACAUGAAUCACACAUCUCAAAGCUUGGUUUCGAAAUGAAAGAUAUGUCCAUAGAACUUAACGUACUACGAACGAAGACCCAAAAACUAGAAACUGAGUUACAAACCAAUUUUGUUGAGUUAAAGGAAUCUCGAAAACUGUUGGUCACUAAACAAGACGAAAUCGAUGAUCUGCAGAGACUAAACGCACAGUAUGGUCAAAUGAAAAUGACAGAUCUAGAAGACGAGAUGACAACGGUAAAUCAGAUGUUACAGGAUCAAGUCAAGUAUACCAUGGAGCUAGAAAAGACAAACCUCGAACAAGCAGACGAAUUAAAGAAGCUAAGAGCCCACGCACCAUCUGACAACUCUGGGAAGCGCACUGAUUACGAAGUAAAUAAUGAAUCAAGCGAGUAUCAAGCAUUAAAGAAAGAGCAUGAAGACUUACAGUUAGAAAUGUUAUCUCUCAAAUCGAAGCUAUCUUCAUGGGAGGUUUAUAUGGAGAAGGAUACUAAUUUAAAUAGCUCGCUACCUGCCAAUGGAAGUCCCGAAGAAAUCAUCCACGACUGGAAAGUAACAAAACAAGAAAAUACAGCUCUUAUUGACGAAAACUCUAAGCUAACUUUGGCAAUGAGCAACUUCAAAUUACUGAACGAGGAAUUAGCGAUGGAACGAAAUCAACUGCUGCGGUUGAAUAAGGAUUAUGAGUCAAAUAUAAUCAACAUGAAGAGGUUGAAUCAUGAAUUGGAGCAACAAAAUGUUCUUUUCAAAGAAGAAUGUAAGAUCUUACGAAAACAAAUGGAUGAUUUUACAAACUUGAGUAGCACCAAUGGAAAUGGAAACAAUCAGGGAGUGACUCAAGACACCCAGAAAAAAUUAGAGAACUUGAUUGACGACUACAAAAAUAAGACGGAUGAUCUGACGAACGAAUUGCAGAAAGUGAAUAACGAGUUGUUACAAGCCACAGAAGAGGAGCAAAACCAAGUUAAAAAGCGGAAACGGUCAAUUGGAUCUGGCGAUAAUUUGAAUUACUAUUCGAAGCGUAUCAACGAGCUACAGCUUGAAGUUGGUAAACUGACAAGAGAUUUGAACAAAUACAGAAACUUAAACAAACUUUUGGACGACAAAUUGAAGAGACUUAUCACAUUGAAGGAGAAAAAGAUUCGUAUACUGCAAUUAAGAGAUAAUCCAUUAUCAAGAGACCAAUUCAUCAAGAAAGAGCAAUUGCAACUUUUAAAACAAGAAAAAGUUGAUCUAUUGGAGCAGCUGCAAAGUAGCAACCCAAAUCUCCAGACACUACCCAUUUCCGUGUACCAAACACUCGAAUUUGAUUUCAAACAACGGGAGAAGGAGAUCUUGAGAACCAACAAGAAAUUCCUUCGUCUGAAGGAGAUAUUCAAUAAGAAAUCGCUCGAAUUCAUAGACGUUGUCAAUUCAAUACUUGGCUUCAGGCUAGAAUUCCAACAGAAUAAUAAAGUGAAGAUAUACUCAUGUUUUCAGCCAGAUGCACAUCUCGUGGUGGAUCUAGUUAAGAAUACAUUAGUAUCCAACAUAUCGCUCGAUAACUGGGAGAGUUUAAUGUCUCUAUGGGUUGUGGAAAGAGGGCAGGUACCUUGCUUUUUGGCAGCAAUAACAUUGCAAUUAUGGGAAAAGCAACAACAGCAUACUGCAUGA